AUGGAGGACCCUCGCGACACCACGGCGUCAACAACGCCUCAGCCCGAUAUGACGCGCAACAGAUUGCCGACUCUGUUCGAGGUGCUGAGCCGUCGCACACUGCCACCGGUCGAUCUAUUCUCAUUCUACAUCUACAUGCGAGACCAGCAGCGAUCUGUUGAUUAUCUAGACUUUUGGUUGGAUGUAGCUCAGCACAUGUCACUUUGUCGCCAUUAUGUCCGCGAACUUCGUCGAUCAGUCCUCAUAGCGACGCCAGACCUGGAAAAGUCUUCUAAGCGAUCAUCCCAGAUUAUGGAUCUUGGUGAAAUGGACAACCGUGCGGCUGGACCGUCGAUGUAUGCGACGGAGAAGGAGAGAGAUCAAGACGCCCAGAUGUCGGCCUUUUUACGUGAAGAUCUGAGCCAUGAGUCACCUCAAACACAUAGCGGCUCAAAUCGCACAAAACCUAGCCCUCCGUUUAGCCACGCAACGGAUUCGAACUCGCCAGCCCAUACUGUUGCCCGGCAAGAUAUCAGAGCCUCUGCCGAGAAAAUUCUCUACACGUUCUUGAUGCCUGGAGCUGAGAGGGAAAUCACACUGCCUGGAUCUAUCACUCAGGACGUUACAGCCUCUAUUGAAGAAUAUGGUCGUGACGACCCCGAGGUUUUUGAUGUGGCUAAGGACUACGUGUUCCAGGCGAUGGAACGAGACGCGUUUCCAGGUUUCUUGCGCAUGAAGGCCUUGGGCAAUCUCAUUCCACCAACGCUUGUCAUGCGUCUUAUUAUUGGGCUUGUUGCCAUGUUUGGAGCAUUUUGGACCUCCUUCAUCCUUAUUUUCCUUGAUAAAUCCAGAGCAACUAGAUGUUGGCUCAUUCUCCCAUUUACUGUUGGCGUAUAUUUCCUUGCAUCAUAUCAAUAUUCCCUUGACCCAAUCUUGGCGCUCAUCGGAUUCAGCGAGUACACUCCCUUCAAUUUCUCUCGCAUUCGAGAACCCUACGUUCGUCGCCUUUUGGCGAAGCGAGCACUCAUGGUGUUGGCCGUGACGACUCUGAUUGAUGCAGGACUGUGCGUCCUGUUCAUUCUUGUCCCAGGCAAGCGACUCUGA
This is a messenger RNA of Trichoderma aggressivum f. europaeum, 1083 nucleotides long. RefSeq lists its product as uncharacterized. The record is from RefSeq and is a predicted model, not a curated record. Bases 1 to 1083 code for a protein of 360 amino acids. The transcript has 3 exons. Lineage: Eukaryota; Fungi; Ascomycota; Sordariomycetes; Hypocreales; Hypocreaceae. Gene Ontology annotation, biological process: intracellular protein localization. Gene Ontology annotation, cellular component: plasma membrane.